UUACUUUAACUAAAAGUAUACACCUGCUAGUUUACACUUUUGUUGCUUGAAAUUGAAUUUUACCAAAAAUGGAUGUGAUAUGUUUGUGUCCCGGAUUGUCUGCAAUGUUUUUAUUUUUAAUCCUUUCAGUUUUUCCCGUGGAUGCUGCGUACUUUUGUACUAGUUAUUAUCUGGGCUAUAAUACCAGGGAGUACUGUUAUCGCGGACAGACACGGUGCUGUGGAUACUACUCCUACCGUUACUGCUGCGGUUAUUCGCUAUCUGGUGGAGCAAUAGCAGGGGUGGUGAUAGGCUGUUUGAUUGGUUUUGCAGUCUUGAUCGCCCUAGUCGUUGUUUGCUGUAACAUCAUGAACAAAAACAGAGGCACGGCGGGACGGGUUGUUUAUCCUAAUGACGGCUCAAAUAACGUAACUGUUGUGAACUCAUCACACCAGAGUCCUUAUACAGGUUAUUCAGGUGGUCCUAUUCAGCCCCCAGGAUACGUCCAAUCUACUUAUCCAGCCUAUCCCUCAGGUCCUGGACCGGCCUAUCCCCCCGCGGGACCGUCACAGUACCCACCUCCUCCCCCUCCGUCCUAUACCCAGCCAGGCACCGACUCUUAUCCACAAAAGUAUUGAUUCCAAGCCAAAGCUUUGGUGCUAUUACACGAAUGUCUGUGAUAUAAUUUAUAACGUUGUAAAUAUUAAAGAGUUUGAAGUAUGCCCUUGCAUAAAAGAGGGAGAUGGAAUAUCGGGAUUGUUAUUUUCUUUGUGUUGUUAUUAAUCUGCCUUUUAAUGAGCUGCAUAUUUGAGUGUUUUAUUUUGCUGUUAAAAUAUGUUAUUUUGAUAACUUUGUAUAUAAUUGAAACCUUGAUAAUCAAUCAGACUCAAAAAGUUUUAAAUUGUUUCAGAAGAAA
Saccostrea cuccullata (small rock oyster) is the source of this 895-nucleotide messenger RNA. Its product is annotated as cysteine and tyrosine-rich protein 1-like. The transcript is spliced from 4 exons. Lineage: Eukaryota; Metazoa; Mollusca; Bivalvia; Ostreida; Ostreidae. The record is from RefSeq and is a predicted model, not a curated record. The coding region runs from base 69 to 617 and encodes 182 amino acids.